AUGGAUAAACUUGGUUAUGUGCAAUGUAUUUGUUCGGUCUCAUAUACUAUCUUACAUGGAGGGAAGGAGUUGGGACCUAUUGCUACUCAACGGGAUUUGCGUCAAGGUGAUCCGUUAUUGCCUUACCUUUUUAUUUUAUGUGCUAAAAGCUUUUCUAGUUUGCUGCGAAGUUAUGAGCAAAGUGGUUUGCUCACUGGUUAUAAGAUUGCUCUAGGUGCGCCAAUCAUUUCUCAUAUGCUUUUUGCGGAUGAAAGUUAUAUAUAUAUAUUCAACAAUACAAAUUGUGCUCUACGGGAUGCUAUUUGUGCUUCGUUGGAAAUUUAUGAAGUUGAUGAAAAUGGGUACUAUCUGGGCCUUCCAUGUUCGGUUGGAAGGAAUAAGAAUACUAUUCUCGGGUUUCUUAAGGACAAGCUUCGUAAGAGGAUACAAGGUUGGGAGGGUUGUAUAUUGUCUUGUACGGGGAAGGAGGUAUUGUUGAACUUUGUAGCUCAAGCCUUGCCAAAUUAUGCCAUGAAUUUUUUUCUUUUGCCUUCGAAAACUUGUAAGGAGUUAGAAAGACUUAUGGCUAAGUUUUGGUGGCAUUCAGAUUCUAAUAGUUGGAAGGGUAUAAACUGGAUGAGUUGGGAUAGGUUGUUCCGUCAUAAGCAUGCAUGGGGAUUAGGUUUUAGAUGUUUGAGAGACUUUAAUUUGGCUCUUCUAGGGAAGUAA
Molecule: messenger RNA, 708 nt
Organism: Cannabis sativa
Lineage: Eukaryota; Viridiplantae; Streptophyta; Magnoliopsida; Rosales; Cannabaceae
Exons: 2
Coding region: 1-708 (235 amino acids)
Source: RefSeq, a predicted model, not a curated record